Prunus dulcis (almond) is the source of this 1098-nucleotide messenger RNA. Its product is annotated as 26S proteasome non-ATPase regulatory subunit 10. The transcript has 7 exons. Gene Ontology annotation, molecular function: protein binding. The coding region runs from base 19 to 861 and encodes 280 amino acids. NCBI's taxonomy places the organism in Eukaryota, Viridiplantae, Streptophyta, Magnoliopsida, Rosales, Rosaceae. Gene Ontology annotation, cellular component: nucleus; cytoplasm. The record is from RefSeq and is a predicted model, not a curated record.
UUCCGUAUCAUUUAACAGAUGGUCACCCCAAAGGUUAUAUACCGGACAGAUCAAUCUCGGAGUGGCACACAAGCAUAUCACAAUACCGCCGUACAGUGGGACUACCGUCCACUAUCACCACUCGCCAUGGACAUGGAGAUCGAUCCUCCCAACUCAUCCGAGCAGCAACCCAAAGCCGAAGACUUGUUUAAAGCCGCUGAGGCUGGUGAUGCUUCGGUGUUCAAAUCGCUCUCUCAAAAGCAGCUUGCCGAAGCUUUGUCUCUCAGAAACGAUGACGCCCGCUCCGUCCUCCACGUCGCCGUCUCUUCGAGUAACUCUGAGGUGGUGAAGGUACUACUAGCUGCUGAUGAAUCAAAAAAUGUGAUAAACAGUGUGGAUGAAGAUGGAUGGUCACCGCUUCAUUCUGCGGCCAGCAUUGGGAAUUCUGGAAUAGUUGAGCUGUUGCUAAGCAAAGGAGCUGAUGUUAAUUUGAAAAAUGGUGGGGGUCGCUCUGCCCUUCAUUAUGCUGCCAGCAAGGGAUGGUUGGAGAUUGCUCAAAUUUUGAUCUCACAUGGGGCAAAGGUUAAUCUGAAAGACAAGGUUGGUUGCACCCCAUUGCACCGGGCAGCUAGCACUGCGAAAUCACAGUUGUGUGAACUUUUAAUUGAGGAAGGCGCGGAGGUUGACGCUGUUGAUAGAUUGGGUCAGACUCCUCUUAUGAGUGCAGUGAUUUGCUAUAACCAAGAGGUUUCUCUCCUUCUAAUAAGGCACGGAGCAGAUGUUGAUGUGGAAGACAAGGAAGGAUACACAGUGCUUGGUCGAGCUUCAAAAGAAUUCAGACCAUUAUUGAUUGAUGCUGCUAAGGCCAUGCUUGAAGGAUGAUUCUUUUGCACUAAAACUGUAAAACUUUUCUAAGGCGGAAGUUGCACUCGUGAUGUUUAAAAUGCCACCGUCAAUGACCAAUAGAAGCGAAGAGAAAAUAGGAGUUUUUCUUUUUUACUUUUCAACCAAGGCUUUGUGGCAUGCAGACUGUUUUGAAUUUUAGUUUCAGUGAAUGUACCUCGAAGAUAUCGUUGUUUGGCAUUUUCUAAUUUCGAUUUAAAGCAAGUUCAGGCUCUC